AUGGCUCCGAUCGCUACCAGCCGGGAAGAAUUUGAUGAAAUCCCCACAGUGGUGGGGAUCUUCAGUGCAUUUGGCCUGGUCUUCACAGUCUCUCUGUUUGCAUGGAUCUGCUGUCAGAGAAAAUCAUCCAAAUCUAACAAAACUCCUCCAUAUAAGUUUGUGCAUGUGCUAAAGGGAGUUGAUAUUUAUCCUGAAAACCUAAACAGCAAAAAGAAGUUUGGAGCAGAUGAGAAAAAUGAAGUAAAGAAUAAACCAGCUGGGCCAAAGAAUUCUUUGUGUCUUGAUCUUGAGAAGAGAGAUCUAAAUGGCAAUUUUCCCAAAACAAACCUCAAAGCUGGCAGUCCUACCGACCUGGUGACUGUGACCCCAAAGCUCUUUUCAGAAGGGGAAAAAGAGGCAGUUUCCCCUGAUAGCUUAAAGUCCAGCACUUCUCUUACUUCAGAUGAGAAACAAGAGAAUCUGGGAACCCUCUUCUUCUCCUUAGAGUAUAACUUUGAGAAGAAAGCAUUUGUGGUAAAUAUUAAAGAAGCCCGUGGCUUGCCAGCCAUGGAUGAGCAGUCGAUGACCUCUGAUCCAUACAUCAAAAUGAUGAUUCUCCCAGAGAAGAAGCAUAAAGUGAAAACCAGAGUUCUGAGAAAGACCUUGGACCCAGCUUUUGAUGAGACCUUUACAUUCUAUGGAAUACCCUACACUCAGAUCCAAGAGUUGGCCUUGCACUUCACAAUCUUGAGUUUUGACAGGUUUUCAAGAGAUGAUAUAAUUGGAGAAGUCCUUAUUCCUCUCACAGGAAUUGAAUUAACUGAUGGAAAAAAGUUAAUGAACAGAGAAAUUAUCAAGAGAAAUGUUAGGAAGUCUUCAGGACGUGGUGAGUUACUGAUCUCUCUCUGCUAUCAGUCCAUCACAAAUACUCUCACUGUGGUUGUUUUAAAAGCUCGACACCUGCCUAAAUCUGAUGUGUCUGGAUUUUCAGAUCCCUAUGUCAAAGUGAACCUGUACCAUGCCAAAAAGAGAAUCUCCAAAAAGAAGACUCAUGUGAAGAAAUGCACCCCCAAUGCAGUGUUCAAUGAACUGUUUGUCUUUGACAUUCCCUGUGAGGGUCUUGAAGAGAUAAGUGUUGAAUUUCUGGUUUUGGAUUCUGAAAGGGGAUCCCGAAAUGAGGUGAUUGGGCGGUUGGUCCUGGGAGCAGCAGCAGAAGGAGCCAGUGGAGAGCACUGGAAGGAGAUUUGUGACUAUCCCAGGAGACAAAUUGCCAAGUGGCAUGUUCUCUGUGAUGGUUAG
Molecule: messenger RNA, 1278 nt
Organism: Kogia breviceps (pygmy sperm whale)
Lineage: Eukaryota; Metazoa; Chordata; Mammalia; Artiodactyla; Physeteridae
Gene: SYT4
Product: synaptotagmin 4
Biological process (GO): regulation of dopamine secretion; calcium ion-regulated exocytosis of neurotransmitter; vesicle fusion
Cellular component (GO): synapse; plasma membrane; axon
Molecular function (GO): calcium-dependent phospholipid binding; clathrin binding; calcium ion binding
Source: RefSeq, a predicted model, not a curated record